UUUUCUAGGGUUUUGAUGCGUAAGAGCGCUCGAUUCGAUCGGGAUAAGGCUGCUCUUUCCAGGCUCGCGCUCCGCGCCGUUUGAUCUCUCAGGGCUGUGGCGCCAGCAGCAGCAAUCCUCGCAUGAUAUUCGGAUCGAGCAGCCCCUUUGGGGCUUCUAGUCCCAGCCUCUUUGGCGGAGCGUCGGCUUCGUCCAGUCCGUUUGGCUCCACAACAUCCACAUCUCCGUUUGGGAUGAACUCCGCGGCGACGAAUCCAUUUGCUGCCAAGCCAUUUGGGAGUCCUACCUUUGGGCAGCAGACUGGCGGACUGUUUGGAAGUGGGACUGCUACCGGUGUGUUUGGUGCUUCCCAGGCAGCGCCAUUUGGCUCGAGCUCCCCUGCAUUUGGCUCGGCUACUGCUUCUCCCUUUGGCAACACACAAUCAGCGUUUGGAGCCAGUGGAAGCCCUGUGUUCGGACAAAUUGGACAGAAGCCAGCUUCGCCUUUUGGAUCGUUUGGGAAUACCUCGUCUCCCUCGAAUCCAUUUGCAGCUCCCGCGUUUGGGCAAACACAAGCAUCUUUUGGGACACAACAGCUGCCUACGUUUGGUGCUAGUCAACCAGCUUUUGGAGCGAGCUCGACACCGGCCUUUGGAUCGACGUCUGCGUUCAGUAGCCAGCCGGCUGCAAGCUUUGGAAAUCCAUUUGGAGCCACGAGCUCGGCCUUUGGAAGCAGCACUCCAGUGUUUGGCCAGUCGGCUCCUGCCUUUGGGACAGCUUCGUCUCCCGCUUUUGGCUCGACUCCUGCAGGUUUUGGCACCGGUGGUUUCAAUUCUCAGCCUACUUCUGCUUUUGGGUCCACAAUUUCAUUUGGUGCUCGGCCUGGAAGCCGGGCAAUCCCCUACGUUCCAAAGACCGAAAUUGAUGGAUCUGCGACUUUGAAACUGUAUUCGAUCUCUGCUAUAGAGGGAUACCACAACAAAAGUCACGAGGAACUGCGAUGGGAGGAUUAUCAGGCUGGAGAUAAGGGUGGCCCGGCACCGAAUAAUACUGGGGUUUUUGGUCAGCCUUCAAGCAGCAGCCCAUUCGGGUCAUCCUCUCUUACUCCAAGCGUAAAUCCAUUUGGUGCUUCAAGCUCUUUUUCCCAGCAACAAAAGCCUCAAACUAGUUUUCCGUCUUUUUCGACUACUUCCACUCCUACAUUCGGUUCGUCACCUUCUAUUUUCAAUUCUGUGAGCGCUCCGGCCAUUAGCAGCGCUCCCAGUUUUGGAACUUUCAACAGCUCCCCCUCCUUGUUUAAUACCCAGUCGGCGUUCAGUACUCCCUCGAGUACACCAGCAUUUGGAAAUAGUUCGUUUGGUGUCCAACAAGCCCCUAUAUUUCCAUCGCCACAAACAACGCAACCAGUUUUCGGGCAGUCUUCUGCCCCCAUCUUUGGAAGUUCAAACUCUAGUAGCCUUUUCAACAACAUGAGCCAACCCAAACCUGCUGGCGCCCCAAGUUCUUUCUUUCCUUCAUCUCAGCCCAACACGACGUCAUUCUCUUUUCCAUCCCAGACCCAACCGCAAGGAUUAUUCCAAAGCACGCCCAGUUUGACACCCUUUGCACCUCCGACCAUUUCAACUACAAUGGCUCCCAUGCCUGCUCCUGUAAGUGCGCCAUUUGGAACAUUGCCGGCUAUGCCGCAGAUGUCUAUCGGGCGAGCGGCAGGAUCAAAUCCAACUGUUCAAUAUGGAAUAUCGAGUAUACCUGUGUCAGACAGGCCGGCGCAAAUACAUUCUAAUUCCCUACUCAUCCCAAGACACAUCACGCCCAGAUCAAAAAUCAGGAUGCAUGCGAGAAAAUCCAAUGCAAAGAAGGACUCUCCGAAGAUAUCCUUUUUCAGUGAAGGUGAAGAAGCACCAGUGACUCCGAAGGCGGAUGUAUCUAUUAUUCCACGAGAGAAUCCACGUGCGUUGUUUAUACAUCAAGUGAACCAGGCCCCUGUGACUGCAGUGGCUGCUAAGCGAGCACCUGAUAUCGUGAAUUUGGAGCACAGUGAAGAUUUAUAUAACGAACCGAAAUCUUUUCCUGUUGUUGGCGACGAUUCAUUGCCACCGGAUAUGUCAGGACUUGAUUGGUCUAUUCCAAGUACUACAGAUGGUCUGCAAGCCGCGCCUCCUAAAAAGGUUUCGUCUAAGUCUCCAUCAAAGCAGAAUGGUGUUCGAGAAGAACUCAACCACAGGGGUAAUGGAUACAUAUCCCUGACGGGUCACAGGGCUGGAGAAGCAGCUAUAGCUUAUGAACAUGGGGCUGAUAUCGAAGCUUUGAUGCCGAAACUCAAACACUCUGAUUAUUAUACGGAACCGAGGGUGCAAGAGCUGGCAGCUAAAGAGCGUGCAGAACCAGGAUACUGCCGGCGAGUGUCUGAUUUUAUAGUUGGCCGAAAAGGAUACGGUCACAUCAAAUUUCUUGGAGAGACAGAUGUCAGACGCCUUGAUAUCGAAGGGAUCAUCCAGUUCAACAAGUGUGAAGUGCUGGUCUAUAUGGAUGAGAGUAAGAAGCCUCCUCUCGGACAGGGAUUGAACAAGCCUGCGGAGGUCACUCUUUUAAAUGUCAUGUGCAUUGACAAAUCUACUGGACGCAGCGUCACAGAUGGGGCACAAGUGGAACGGUUUGAAAAGAAGUUGAAGAAGAAAACUCAAGCGCAGGGUGCAGAGUUCGUUUCUUUUGAUGCCUUGAAAGGUGAAUGGACAUUUCGAGUGAAGCACUUCAGCCGUUAUGCUUUUGAUGAGUCGGAGGACUCGGAGGACGAUGCUUUGGAAUCUGGAAAACUGGUUCCCGCUGUUAUGGAUAUGAUGGAAGGGGUCGAGGAUGAGGCUGCUUACAGGGAAAAUGGCGCAGAGGUAUUUCUGGAAUCGCGAGGUCCGUCUUCUGUGGACGAAGGAGAAGAAGAGCUCAUGGAGGAUGUGAGAUCAAGGAACCAUAGAACAGCUCUGCCUCAUUCAUUGCCCGCGCAGCUUAAACUGGAUCCAUUGAAGUUGCACCAGCUCAAAGCAUCGUUCUUUCCCCUGGAUGAAAACGAGUCGGCAGAAAUGACUGACGUUGGUACCUACAAGAAAUCAACUCCGCCGUCGGUUAUCAAGCAGUACAAGUCCAGUUUGGAAGAAGGCGAGUUAAAACGUCCAUCGAAGCAGAUAAAGCUGAGUCCUCAUUCACUAUGGCAACGGUCACCAAUGCUUCUGCCGCAGCAAUCGUCCUUCCAGGCUCUUACUGCUCCAACGCCAUCACUGGUGAAGACUUCGAGAAAGCUAACGUCUGGUUUCCGGCUUCAGGAAUCUGACAGCGAAAAACUUCUGUCCACGAGCAAUUCGGGUGGUGGUGUUGUCGAUGCUGCACUUUUCAUGGGGACCUCUUUCCGUGCCGGUUGGGGUCCAAACGGAGUGUUGGUACAUUCUGGUUCCUCUGUGGGCCAGUCCAAAGCGACUACGGUGGUUUCGUCCUCCAUAAAACUUGAGACGGUUUCUCUCGACAGAACUGCAAGAGACGAUCGAGGUAAAGUCAAGGAUAUCCUUCUUGAUUUUCAGUUUAAUGCUCCUCUCGCGCUGCACAUGUCCCUGAGCAAGGUUGUGAGCGAAAGUAACGGCUUGAAGCUGCGGAGCUUGGUUUGUAGCAAGGAUCAGCUAGAAAGGCUCACCAACGACUACGAGGACCUGAUCGAAAAGCAGCAUGGUACUCCAGGUGUAUCCGCAGCUGAUCAGCUGGUUUUAAAGCAUCAGGUGCUGGCAUGGCAGCUCAUCUGUGUUCUCUUCUCGGAGAAGGAUGCUCUGGUCACCGAAACCGAAGAGGCUUCAGAAAGCAUGGCUGAGAUGAAAGCCCGUAUAGCGAACAUCGAUCCGGGAACUGAAACUCUAGUGCGCAAGGCUGCAUUUAGUGGCUGGCUACAGGAUAGCGUCUUUCAUCUGGUCCAGGCCGACUUAGACUCAACCGGGAAGGACGCGAGCCAUAUCAGGGAUAUAAUGGUCUUAUUAACUGGCAAACAGGUGGAGCUGGGUGUGAGAAAGGCCAUCCUUGCAGGGGACGUUCGUUUGGCGUGCCUGCUGAGCCAGGGCGGUGGACUGGUGGCAAACAGGGAGGAUAUCUUGUCGCAGUUGGAGGUCUGGGAGUCGGAGGGACUUUGCGACGGUCUCAUCGAAAAUGACAGGAUAUCGCUGUUCAAGCUGCUUGGAGGAGAUAUCCACGGUUCUCUCGGCGAUCAAGAGAUUGACUGGAAGCGCUUCAUGGGGAUGUUGAUGUGGUACACGCUGCCUCCUGAGGCUGGGCUUCCGGACAUCAUCCUCGAGUUUCAACGCCUUGUUGAGGAGGGAGACGCGUUUAAGCCGGUUCCCAUGUACAUUGAAGAAGCACCAGUGGAGGUCAAGGAAGCUCCAGCACCACCGCCGGCCUAUGACAGCGCUUACUAUCUCAUGCUUUUGCAUGCGAGAGGGAGCCUUGACGAAUCAGAUGUGAACAAGAUGUUUUCCUCCUCGGCAUCUACAUUUGAUCGUCUGGAUCACCGGGCCGCUUGGCAUCAGAAGGAAGUUCUCCAGGCAAUUGGCGUUUUGAAUCAGUCGGAUUCCUACGCGCUGGACAUGAGUUUUAUCUCCCAGCUUCUUGCCGCCAAGUUGAUACAUUGGGCAGUUUACGUGGUACUCCAUAUGCCAGUGUGCCCGGAAACUACAGGUUUGCACGAGAAGGUGAUCAAGGAUAUACUGAGCCAGUACUGUGAAGUUUGGAGCAACUCGGAGGUUCAGCAGAAGUUUAUAGAGGACGAACUCGGUAUUCCACCGGAGUGGCUGCACGAGACUUUGGCUAUCUACUGGCUGUACCGGGGAGACUUUGAGAAGAGCCUUGUGCAUUACCUCAAAAGCUUCAUGUGGCAAGAGGCUCACGUCGUGUUUAUGACCAAGGUGUCCGCAUCUUUGCUGCUAAAUGGGAAAAAGGAAGAGAUUUGGAGCUACGCGAGCCAGAUGGAUGCGCAUAAAAUGGAGAUCGAGAACUGGGACAUUGGCUCCGGCUUGUACAUAGACUUCUUUACUCUCCUGGGGUCCUUCGAGAACAGCGAGGCUUAUGAUACAGAGCUGGAAUCUCCUGUGGAAGCCAAGAUGUGUGCGUGCAAGGACUUCUUCGAGAGGCUCAAGGAGUCGCAACGAUUGUGGGAAGCUAAAGCUUCGAAGCUACUGAGGCUUGCGUUGACGAGGAUGGCCGAUGAAGUGGCGGCGCUCCUGGUGAGUGAGAGCAAAGUUAAGCGCGUGGAUGCGUCAGUGGAGAUGGAAAUCCAGAGCGUCGCGAUGGAGGCUGGAAGUCCCGAAGACGUCCAGCUUUGCCGCCUCCAAGGAGCCGUGUCAAGCUUCUCCAACUGGAUCGUCCAAAUCGCCGCGUGAAAGUUUGCCUGUGUGUUACAAAUAAAUGUGUGUGAAAGAAAAGAAAGAUUCUUCCCGUGUG
This is a messenger RNA of Selaginella moellendorffii, 5442 nucleotides long. Its product is annotated as nuclear pore complex protein NUP96. Gene Ontology annotation, cellular component: nuclear pore. Lineage: Eukaryota; Viridiplantae; Streptophyta; Lycopodiopsida; Selaginellales; Selaginellaceae. Gene Ontology annotation, molecular function: structural constituent of nuclear pore. The transcript is spliced from 15 exons. Gene Ontology annotation, biological process: nucleocytoplasmic transport. The coding region runs from base 123 to 5381 and encodes 1752 amino acids. The record is from RefSeq and is a predicted model, not a curated record.